UACACACAACAGUCGUGCUCAGAAGAAAGUUGUUUUGAUCAACCAAUUCAUACAAAUAUCGUCAAGAGAAGCGAUCACGGGGGUUUUAGCACUUCUUCCUUGGUUUCUGUGCUAAGCAUUUUCUCGUGCUUCACUGUCUCCUUCGUGCUUUUGAUUAAACCAGGUUCCUGGCUUCUUCACUGUUAGGAGGCCAGAGAGGAACCCAGCGACUGACUCCUGCAUCUACAGUCAAGGGUUUGGAGAAGAUAUGGGAAUCUUUUCACGCAGUUCGAUUAGUAGGAAAUCAAAAGAUGGAAUGAAGAUAAUUGCAACUGCAUUUUUUGGAGUAACGUUCGGCUUUUUGAUUGGAAUAUCUUUUCCAUCAUUAUCAAUCACUAAGGUGAGUCUCCCAACAAACUUUCUUCCUUCAAACGGUAUCUCAUAUAUAGAGGAAAAGGGUUCAGCAAUUGCAACUCCAGAUAGUCAUAAAUCUUGGUCAUCUUCAAAGAGUAAUGAUAGCAGCUCAUCUGGUCCAAUCGACAAAUCAAAGGCAUGCUUCUACUCCUUUAACUAUUAUGACUAUUGUGGAACUUUUACAAAUUUGAUAUGGGUUCCUUCAAAUCCUCGUGGUACUGAAAGAUUGCCACCGGGUAUGAUUGCUGCUGAAUCAGACUUCUAUUUGCGCAGAUUAUGGGGCUUACCGCAGGAGGAUUUGACCAGCCAACCAAGAUACCUCGUGACGUUUACUGUGGGCAUAAAUCAGAAAGAAAAUAUUGAUGCUUGUGUUAAGAAGUUUUCAGAGAACUUCACUAUUGUCUUGUUUCAUUAUGACGGCCGAGUAACUGAAUGGGAUGAGUAUGAAUGGUCCAAGAAUGCUAUUCACAUUAGUGUGCGAAAGCAGACAAAAUGGUGGUAUGCAAAGAGGUUUUUGCACCCUGAUAUUGUAGCAAGAUAUGAUUAUAUAUUCAUAUGGGAUGAAGACCUUGGAGUCGAGAAUUUUAAUGCAGAAGAGUACAUAAAGCUCGUGAAGAAGCAUGGCCUGGAGAUUUCACAACCUGGUUUGGAACCAAACAAGGGGUUAACAUGGCAAAUGACAAAAAGAAGAGAAGAUCUUGAAGUCCACAAGAUAACAGAAGAAAAACCUGGAUGGUGCUCAGAUCCUCAUCUCCCUCCAUGUGCUGCAUUUGUGGAGAUCAUGGCUCCUGUAUUUUCAAGAGACGCCUGGCGAUGCGUGUGGCACAUGAUCCAGAAUGAUUUGGUUCACGGUUGGGGACUUGACUUGGCACUCAGAAGAUGUGUUGAGCCUGCACAUGAGAAGAUAGGUGUAGUAGAUUCUCAGUGGGUCGUCCAUCAAACUGUCCCUUCCCUUGGCAGCCAAGGUGAGGCAACAGACGGCAAAGCACCAUGGCAAGGGGUGAGGGACAGAUGCAAAAAUGAGUGGACCAUGUUCCAGAGUAGAAUGGCUAACGCAGAGAAGGAUUAUUUCAAGUCCUUAAAAGUUGAAGGCUCCUCCAAUUCAACAGCAACCACCAGCUAA
Messenger RNA from Eruca vesicaria subsp. sativa (arugula), 1516 nucleotides. The record is from the annotation of a GenBank genome assembly. Lineage: Eukaryota; Viridiplantae; Streptophyta; Magnoliopsida; Brassicales; Brassicaceae.